AUGGCACAUACGAUUGUGUCAUGCAGAGGACGGGCCACCGACGUGCCCACCGAGGAUGGCGUGCCAUCCGUUCCAGCGACGCCUGGGCAGCUGGCAGCAAAGACCGCUCGACGCUUUGAUGGUGCUGCUUCUGCUCCCGACCUCCCGGCCCAGUCCCCUGAGCAACUUAUCGACCAGUACGGCCGCUACUACGACAGCGACGUGGAGACGUCGUAUCACUACAUGGCGGCAUUCAUAAAUCUUGACUCCGGUGAAACAGGGAUAGGCCAGGCGGUGCUCGAUAGCUUGCGCGACGUGCUUGGCGCGAAGCGUGUCAUGGUACUAUGCGGGGAGGUGUUCACGAACCCCGCCUCGCUACGUCUCCUCAUCAAGCAGCAGGCCGUCAUCUAUCACUCCCCUGGCCGGUCGCCGCGUCAGCGGCGCGGCACCGUCGUUGCGGCCGGCGGCGACGGCACCGUGUCAUUCAUCAUGACGCAGCUGGACCUCGUGCGCCGCGAGCUCGAGGCCGAGUUUCAGCCCUUCCUCAUCUCAUCUCAGCAGCAGGUGCAACUAAACUCUGAUAACUCUGUCUUCUCCACGUCUAGCGUGUGCGACGUGACGCUGCAUCCGUACUUCACGAUGCCUGCCCUCGCCCCGCUCCCACUGGGUACCGGCAACGAUUACAGCAACUGUGUGGGCUUCGGUUGUGGCUUUUCACCCAUCGCGAAGGGCUGGUGCGGACUGGGGGCCCUGUGCAAAUGCAGCGGCGACGCCGACGCACAGGUGGCCGUGGCCUUGAGUGAUGCGGCGAAGGCCCCGUGCGUGAGCUUCGACCGGUGGGAGGCCUCGCUGGUACCGCUGCGAGUGGCGCAAGCAGCGGUGUUGUCCGAGUCAUCGCAGGCAGCGGCUGAGGCGGCACAGAGGGGUGCACCCUCUGCGCUGGCCCUUCACUCGCCGCUGUGGAACCGCUCAGCCCGGCCGAGAAGCGUGGCAGAUGCAGUGUGUAACGUAGACUGGGCCAAAGUGCACGCGAGCGGUCAGUGCGUCACGCACGGACUCAUCAACUACCUCAGCGUGGGCUUCGACGCCUACGUGGUGAAGAAAUUCGACUCCGCCCGCCGCGCUCACCCAGCGGUGUGCAGCACUCGCGCACAGAACAAAGCCGUGUACGGUGUGAUGGGGAUCAGAGGCGCACUCAAGUGCAAAAAGCUGUGCAACAUCAUACCGAUGGUCUGCGUGCCGCGUCCGAAGCUGAGCAGGGUUGGCGGUGGCGCCGUUGCGACGAGUCGCAUGAGUAGCACACGCGACUUUGUGGCGUUGCAGCUUCCCUCCAUGACCAAGGCAUUGGUGCUAACCAACGUGAACUGCUACUCUGCCGGCACUCACCCGUGGAACCCGCAGAGCGGAGAACUGUACUACCGCCCCGUCACGAUCCGCAACGGCAAGGUCAGGCCGUCAGUCAGGACCACCACCAGCGGCGCCGCCGGUGCAACCCUUCCAAUACCGACCCCUCGGCCGGUGACCAUCAACGACGGCGCCUUCGAGCUGCAGGCGAUGGGCGGUGUGCUGCACUAUACCUCUCUCGGCAUUGGGCUCAGCAACUCCACCAAACUUGUUCAGACGGACGAGAUGUUCGUCUUUGUCCUCUGCACUCCGAAUGAUCUGCACUUCCCGAGUGGCCAGUGCUCUACCUACACGAAGCUGUACAUGAAAGACAAGUACGAGUCACGCAUCGAGUCGGACGGCGGCGUGCGGGCCAGCUUGAACGUGCAGAUCGACGGCGAGCCAAUGCCACGUAUCGCGGAGUCGACCAUUAUUCACGUACGACGGCAGCCAGGGGCGCGCGUACUUAUCCGCUGCCGCAGUCCCAGCGUCGUUCAGUGA
This is a messenger RNA of Leishmania braziliensis MHOM/BR/75/M2904, 1863 nucleotides long. Its product is annotated as putative diacylglycerol kinase. The transcript has a single exon. The coding region runs from base 1 to 1863 and encodes 620 amino acids. Lineage: Eukaryota; Euglenozoa; Kinetoplastea; Trypanosomatida; Trypanosomatidae. The record is from RefSeq and is a predicted model, not a curated record. Gene Ontology annotation, molecular function: ATP-dependent diacylglycerol kinase activity.